This is a messenger RNA of Nicotiana tabacum (common tobacco), 372 nucleotides long. RefSeq names its product protein yippee-like At5g53940. NCBI's taxonomy places the organism in Eukaryota, Viridiplantae, Streptophyta, Magnoliopsida, Solanales, Solanaceae. The record is from RefSeq and is a predicted model, not a curated record.
AUGGGGAGGAUAUUUGUAGUGGAUCUUGAAGGCAAAACUUACAACUGCAAAUUCUGCAAAACCCAACUUGCCCUUGUUAAUGAUCUUAUUUCAAAGGAUUUUCUUUUUCUCAUGGGAAAAGCAUACUUGUUAAGAAAUGUGGUAAAUAUAAAUUUUGGACCUAAUGAGGAGAGAAUGAUACUUUCUGAAAUGCACACAGUUGCAGAUAUAUUUUGUUGUUGUUGUGGGCAGAUUGUUGGCUGGAAAUUUGUGGCGAUCCCAAAUGGCAAAAAUCACAAGUAUAAAGAAGGGAGAUUUGUUCUUGAAAUAGGAGGGAUUGUUGACUCUGAAUUGUAUAUUGAUAAUACUAGUCCAAGCAUGAGUGAUGCAUAA